This is a messenger RNA of Durusdinium trenchii, 1999 nucleotides long. The record is from the annotation of a GenBank genome assembly. Lineage: Eukaryota; Dinophyceae; Suessiales; Symbiodiniaceae.
UUUGGUGGAUAUGCGAGCGAAGGCGUUAGAUGCGUUAACUCAUCUAUCCUCAUCUCAUCAGCAAUUGAAGUUAAACAUAGUUAAACAAUGUUGUUGUUAUAUAAUAUUUGUUAUAUAAUCUGUGUUGGAGAAUGUUGGAGAUGUGUUUGGGGAGAAUGUUGUGUCCGUGACUCAGCUUCUUUAGAAGCUUGACGUGUCACUUUUCAUUGGCUUUCUUAUUUCUCGUCUAUGGUCUAUGAUGGCUAAUGAUGCUGCUAAUGGCAUCCACUCCAGGAUCUUGCCUACCUCAGCUGACUUUGCUUGCACAACUGGCAGGAUGGAGUUCGAUGUUCCUCCCACCAAUGGCAUGUGGACUACCCGACAGUGGACCUUUCUUACGUCGAUUCUGUUGCCACAGGCAGUCCAUGGCUGCACCUGGGUGGCGAUGCUGAGGAGGUUGCAGCAGUGAAGGGGCUGGCGGAGAAGGUGGUGGAGGACCUGGCACAGAAAUGGGAGUCUCUCCAGUUGCCACACCACACAGGAGGUUACUUCAGAUGGUAUUGUAAACUGCCAGGGAAGUACAAGGUGGAUGAGAAGUCUGACUUGCUGGAAUUGAAAGGCAAUGCAGCAGAGCGAAGACGUAUGUCACAAGCAUAUGAGGAACUUCGACACAACAUCUCUACCAAGCAAUUGCAGGUUGACGAUAAUAUUCUUCGUUCCAAGCUGAUUGGAAAGGAGGGUGUGAACAUCAAGCAGAUCAGACACAACACGUCGGUCCACAUUCAUGUGGGAAAGGAUGUGGAUACCAGCGUGCGCCUGGCCGGGCCUGCUGACGAAGUAGAACGGGUCCUGCGACGUGUUCGCGCCUUUCUUCAGGAGCAUCGUCAAGUGGUGAGAGAGCUGCCGCUGCCACCGCACGUGGCUCCAGGCUUUGUGGCGUCGCGGCUCCGCAAACUGGGCGCUGAGAGCGAGGCGCGGCUCCAGCUCCCGCGCGACGGCACACCCACGGUGAAGGUACGAGGCAACCAGCGGCAGGUGGACUAUGCGGAAGAACUUCUUGACGAGCUGAUUUAUGUGAAGUUUGGCAUGGUCAAGCUGAAAGUCAUCAAGCAGUUGGUGAGCGACUUUAUAGUGGGGAAGAAUGGAAUACACAUGCGCUCCCUCAAGGGAGAACGCGAUGUGCAUGUCCAGAUCAAUGAUUCUCCGUGUCACGCGUGGUCGGAUUGUUUCAUCACUGGAAGUCUUCAAGACUGUGUGGCAGUAUCUGAAGAGAUUUCAGUUCGCUUACGGAGAUACACCGUGGCUUCCAUCCCAGUGGAUCCUUCCAGAGUGGGGCUGAUGAUCGGGAAAGGCGGCGCCAACAUCAAAGCCUUGAAGGAGGGCCUGGACAUCCGGGAAGACACCCGCCAGAAUCCUUGGACCAUCAGCGGGCCCAAACAGGACGUGCUCCAGUUCUUCGACCGUUUCCAGGCCCGCUUUGGACCCAGCUUCUUCAGCGGGGGUCUUGAGCCCUGGCGCUUCGCGUGUGUGGGCUGCGGUGAGGACUUUCCAGCCAUGGAGCUGAUGAUGGCUCAUGUCAAAGAGCAAUCUUGCUCUGCACGGACCUGUAUGAGCGGUUGCGGGGCGUACUUCCCCCCGAAGCUUGCUGUGGGAAGCACGAGUCCUUGUGCAAGAUGGUGAAGAGAAGAUGAGAGACCGAGAGGUCCGGAACCACCUCCAUGAGCUCAAGAGGAUGCUUUGUGAGAAGUGCCGUUUAGGUGAACAGAAAGGUUCCAGCUGUCCAAGCUGCAAGGCGACUUUGCAGCGAGCACGACUCCAGUGGCAUCCAGACAAAAAUCCGGCCGUGGAGAGUCUGGCGACCAGCGUCUUCCGGUCAGUUCAGGCGGUUUGGGAUGGACAGCCGCAGUGGCUGGAGAGCAGCACCUACGCUGAGGAGUCAGAGAGCGCCUCCCGUUUCACAUGAGCACCCCAGAGAGCAGGGUUUCACUAAAACCGGACCUCGUCGGAAGUUGAAGGAUGG